AUGCAGAAAACAAACUCAAAUAUAGAGGUGUUAAGGGUGCAAGCACUAUCAAUUCUCUGUACACCUCACCCUUUUCUUGAUUUUUCUUUCUUAGCUCCUAUUCAAGAUAAAGUUGAUCCAUUUUGUGACACAAAGGACCCAAUAAGUGACGACACGUCUUUUGAUUUUGAUGGCUUUGCUUUCAUUCAAGAUAAUCUUGAUCCAUAUUGUAGCACAAAAAUACAAAUUAACAACGAUUCUUUUUUAGAUUUUGAAGUCUUUGCUCCCGUUAAAGAUAAAUCUGAAUCAUAUUGCAGCUCCAAUCAACAAAUUCACAAUAGUGAUGGAGAAAAUACUGAAGAGCGAGAAUUUACUUUUUCAUGCACUGAUGUCCAAGGAAUGGAAAUAUUUGCCGAUGACAUUUUGAAAAUGGAAAAAUGCGAACAUUACUCCCUACUUUUAACCAAUCUCUUCAAUUCUUCCCCACCACAAAUAACAAUGCUUCAAAUCUUCGACCUCCCAUAA
Molecule: messenger RNA, 504 nt
Organism: Vicia faba (fava bean)
Lineage: Eukaryota; Viridiplantae; Streptophyta; Magnoliopsida; Fabales; Fabaceae
Source: the annotation of a GenBank genome assembly